Vollenhovia emeryi is the source of this 3792-nucleotide messenger RNA. Its product is annotated as Niemann-Pick C1 protein-like. The record is from RefSeq and is a predicted model, not a curated record. The coding region runs from base 840 to 3701 and encodes 953 amino acids. Lineage: Eukaryota; Metazoa; Arthropoda; Insecta; Hymenoptera; Formicidae. Gene Ontology annotation, cellular component: membrane. The transcript has 9 exons.
CCACACGACUAAAGUACGGAUAAAGAGAAAACCAGGGACAGUCGACUUUAUUUAAAAAUAUCACUUUAUAAGUGAUUGAGAUUAUCGAUCGAUGUCGAAUCGAUGUCAAUCUGACGGUUUCAAUGUCGAUUCAACAUCGUUUCGACAUCGAUCGACGGGUCAUUUCUCGCUGGGAAAGUUGACCGGCGUAAAAAAAUUUGCGCUGUGACAGACGACUUGAAUAUCGCAGUAUUUAAAUGUAGCGCACAAAAUAAAAGAGAAUAAGAUGAGAUACAAGUACAAAAAAAUUAUCUUGCGCAGUCACAAUCCAAGAUAGUUAUAUUGCAGCUUACGAGUUUAAACGAUACGAAUUUAAUAUUUAUUCCUAUUCCUAAUAUGGUACUUUCUCUGUACUUGCGCGCGGGAGGGAAACGGGGGCUCCCUGACCCAGUUUUCGUUGCGCACCCCUGCCCGUAACAAUCGACUGAUCGCGCAUACUGAUGAACGGACGUAAUAAGCCGUGCCGCGCGCUGAAUAACAAUGCGUGUUGUUGUCGAGUGCCUCGAGGCGCCCCGCGCGCCCGCGACGCGUACGCGAUUCCUGAUUUUUACGAUUCGCCUCGCGACACGGGUUUGUUGUGUGUAAAAAAUGCGAGCGCGCCGCCGCCAAUUGGAGGUUAUGCGCAGGAUGUCGUUUAUAAUGAAGAUUGUAGCUGCUUGCGGAAUACGCGGUCGCGACGCUAUGCACAAAAACAGUAACUAAUCGCGAUUAGUCAUCUCGUACAGUCGUUCCAAAGUGCCAUGUUCUCUCAGACGAUAGAUCCGAAUCCCAUCGACUAGACGCGACGGCGAUCCUCUAUCAUGAUCAAGGAGAAGCUGGAGCUGCGCGAGAAUCGCUCCAAGAGGUGGUCGUGCCGCGAAUUCUGGCGCAGCCUACCGGAACGCGUCUCCAGGACGGUGGAGCACUUCUUUUAUCGACUCGGGGUGAACAUCGCCAGAAAUCCGUACAAGUGGAUGCUCGGCUGCCUCGUGGUAGUGCUGAUCUGUAUCUCGGGCCUCUUUCGCUUCCGGCAAGAGAAGAGCCCCGUCAAGCUCUGGGUUCCGCCGGACUCCGAUUUCGUCUUUGACACCGAAUGGCUGAUGACGCACUACCUGGAGGCUCUGCGAGUUCAAGAGUUCAUAAUUACCGGCGACAAUGUCUUGGAGCAGCAAACGCUUAUUAGGUUAAAUGAGAUUACUAAACAAGUGAUUUCCGCACAAACACCGGCCGAGAACAUUUCUUGGACAGAUGUUUGCAUGAAAGUUCCUGUUAUUACCGAGUACAUGUACAGACAGAAGAGACAAAGUUCUUCCUCGGAGGACUCCUUUUUCGACGAUGAUAUCACCUCUACAGUUAAUCAAACGUUUGAACCUGCCAUUCAUAUGGAUAGUAAUAUGUAUUGCAGCAUAAUCGAGAGUUUGCCCAUGCGCUGCCUUAUGGUUAGCAUCUUGGACAUAUGGCAUUUUGACAGCGCUGAAAUUGAAAAGGACUCCACCGAGGAAAUUAUCGCAAAGAUAAACACAAUAAAAGUGAGCCCUACAUUGGGCCACGCCGUGAACUUUUCCGAGUUUUUGGGAGACGUGACUCUGGACGAGCGAGGUAGAAUCAUUGCCGCGACAGCGAUAAGAACUCUUCUGAUGGUUCACGUGAAUUUUAUCAACGUGGACAUGGAUAAACUGGGAAAUAUGGCAGGGACUGCUGAUUGGGCAACAGAGGACGUAUUGAAAUGGGAAUUGGCUUAUUUGGAAAGUAUAAGAAACCUGUCGAAUCAACUGCAAAGCGAAAAAAAAACAAAUGGUUCCUGGGCGCUUUAUUAUGGAGCUGGUAGAAGUUUCGGAGAUAUUUCUGCGACAUCCAUGUUUCAAGAUAUAGAUAAAUUGAUUGUAGGAUGUGCAUUAAUGUUUCUAUACGUCUUAACAAUUUUGUCGAAUUACAACUGGGUGGAGUGGCGGUUUUGUCUUACUGCUACCGGUAUUUUCUGCGUCGGAGCUGCGUUUAUACUUGCAAUAGGAAUAUGCUCUCUAAUCGGAAUCCCAUACGGUCCGGUGCACACGUCGUUGCCGUUUAUGCUCUUGGGUCUAGGAAUAGAUGAUAUUUUCGUGAUUCAUGCAUCUUGGAAACAAAUACAUGCCGAUGAGUCGAAUUUAAAUAAGCUACUAACAGAAAGAAUCGGGCUUACGUUGGGCCAUGCCGGUUCUGCUAUCACUAUUACCUCGCUUACCGACGUCGUUGCAUUCAUCAUUGGUGCCUCCACAAUAUUGCCUUCACUUCAGUCAUUUUGUAUCUAUGCCGCGGUGGGCGUAUUUGUAACAUUUUUAUUACAAGUUACAUUUUUUAUUGCCUGCUUUACCUUGGAUACUAGGAGACUAGAACAAAAGAGGAAUGGGGUAUUACCGUGUAUUGUGCAUGAAAAUUUUUCACCCAAGCCAAUAGACUUAAGCAGUACAGUUUCCUGGAAAUUUAUAAACUUUUUGUAUUCGAAGAUAGUAUUAACUGUGCCUGGGAAGAUUAUUAUAGUGUUAAUUACUUUUGUAACAUUGUCUAUAAGUAUUGUGGGUUCGCUUCAACUGCAACAAUGGUUUGAUCCAUUAUGGUUGUUACCGCAAGACUCAUACUUGACUCAAUACGUAGCUGUCCGGACUAAAACAUUUCCCAAUCAAGGAAUGGAAGCCUUCGUCGUUAUAGGAGAUGAUGUUGAUUUCCCCUCUGAAUUUCCUAAGAUAAUAUAUCUGACAGAACGCUUACAGAAUGCAUCUUUUAUACAAAACAUAGAACCUUGGCCGAUUGAUUUCGCAAAAUUCGUGUCGACGCAUUAUGCUACAGAUUUAAGGACUACGACGAUCACAGACGACAAUUUUCAUCAUUAUCUAUCGCAAUUUCUUGUUAGUCGAGCUGGUGGUAAAUAUCAGAGAAAUUUCUUUUUCAAGAAGAAGUUCAGGUGUGGUUGGAAUGCCCCACGAAUCGUAGUAGCAAACAUUGAUUUCAACUACAGACGAUUUUCGGGUCCUCAUGAAUGGGUUCCAGCAAUGGAUAACAGUAAACUCUUCGCGAAGGAGGCGCAAAUUCGCGGAUACGUAACGGUGUGGUCUAAAAUGUUCGGAUCUUGGACUGCCGAUAAAUUUAUCAGUCAGGAAGUAAUUCGAAACGUCUUCCUGGCAUUAAUCUGCGUUAUGGGUACCACAACAGUUCUGAUCGUUGAAGUGCAGACUUGUUGUUGGAUCUUACUCUGUGUACUUCUCACCUUACUAAACGUUUGCGGAUUCAUGUAUUUCUGGGGAAUGACGAUAGACAUAACGUCCUGUAUUGGUCUCGAGCUGGGCAUCGGUCUAAGUGUGGAUUAUGCGGCACACAUCGCACAUGCCUUCCUGAACGCCGAGUCGCGAGAGGAUGACACAAAUGCUCGCACGACCCGAGUAUUACUCGCAGUGAGACACAUCGGUGCAGCGGUCGCCUACGGCGCGGGCUCGACAUUGCUCGCCGUCUCGAUGCUGGCCUUCUCGUCGAACUACGUGUUCACCGCUUUUUUCCGAAUAUUUUGCUUGGUAAUUUUGUUCGGACUCUGGCACGGACUGUUCCUGCUGCCAGUCGUGUUGAGCACUGUCGGGCCGCGAGGCUUACGUGUGGUACAGCAGCCACAACCGAUGGCCGAGAAGGCGAUUAUCGCGACUGACGAUGAAGAUUGAAACGGAAAUACAGACAGUUUUGUUCAGGUAGUCGUGUUUCUUUAUCAAUAAUAUUUAUUUUUGGUUCAAUAAACAUACAAAAUUAUUACAC